UUUAUAUGCAAUGCAAACAGGAAUGAAGAUUGAUAGUAAAACCCCAGAAUGCCGUAAAUUUUUAUCCAAACUUAUGGAUCAAUUGGAAGCUAUGAAAAAGCAAUUUGGUGAUAAUGAAGCAAUUACUCAGGAAAUUGUUGGUUCUGCUCAUGUGGAGAAUUAUGCUUUGAAAAUGUUUUUGUAUGCAGACAAUGAAGAUAGAGCUGGGCAAUUUCAUAAAAACAUGAUAAAGUCCUUUUAUACUGCAAGUCUCCUGAUAGACGUUCUAACAGUAUUUGGGGAGCUAUCUGAAGAGAACGCCCAGCACAGGAAGUACGCCAGGUGGAAGGCAGCAUACAUUCAUAACUGCUUGAAGAAUGGAGAGACUCCUCAGCCGGGGCCUAUCGGAAUGGAAGGAGAGAGCUUUGAUGUUGAAAGGGAAGAAGCAGGGUCAUCUUCUCUCCAUAGUGGAACAACUCAACCAACAUCAUCAUCUACGUAUGAAGCUAACAACAUACCAACUAGUAAUUACACUGGCAUACAUAUACCACCAGGUGCCCAUGCACCAGCCAACACUCCAGCUGAAUUACCUCAUAACACAGGAGUGACAAGUAACACCAUUCAGCCUGCUCCUCAGAAUAUUCCUCUAGUCGAUCCUUCCCUUUACAGUGCUCAGUCUGCAGGGGAAGUCCGUUUGACUCCAGAGGACUUUGCCAGAGCUCAAAAAUAUUGCAAAUAUGCUGGCAGUGCUUUGCAAUAUGAAGAUGUGAGCACUGCCGUGCAGAAUCUACAGAAGGCCCUCAAGUUACUGAUUACAGGCAGAGAAUGAAGCCUUUGUCCAACAGAUUCAUGUCUUAUGCCUAAAGAACUAACAGUUUAUUACUGUACCUGUUAGGGGAUGGAGUUAUACAGAAGUUCUCAAUCCCAUCACCCAUGAGAAUGAAAUCACUGUUUCAGUGUCAGAUUAGCAAUUAAUGGUACAGUAGGAAUCUCUGUUUUCAUUUUACAAACAGUGGAGCUAGAAACAUAUGAAUGCAGUGGCUUGAUGUAAGCAAAGUACUGUGAACGCUGCUCAAGAGUUAGAAUUCAUCUUGCAAUAUUUAGAUUAUCGGAAUGGGGAAAUGCUGAAUCCAUAAAAACCUUGAACGUAAGAAUGUUCUGGUAAAAUUUUUACUCUGAUUUUAUUAUUUCAAACAAUUCUUUAGUAAAUAUAAUAUCUUUAAAAUGGUAACUAAGAUUAGCACUUUCCUCCUGAAAUGAGAGCAUGCGAGAAGGCUGACAGAUCCACAAUGGGAAGAACUUUUUUCUAUGCGUAAAUUAUUUGGGUAU
Messenger RNA from Phaethon lepturus (White-tailed tropicbird), 1308 nucleotides. RefSeq names its product vesicle (multivesicular body) trafficking 1 (gene VTA1). Lineage: Eukaryota; Metazoa; Chordata; Aves; Phaethontiformes; Phaethontidae. Gene Ontology annotation, biological process: late endosome to vacuole transport via multivesicular body sorting pathway. Gene Ontology annotation, cellular component: multivesicular body. The transcript has 7 exons. The record is from RefSeq and is a predicted model, not a curated record. The coding region runs from base 11 to 808 and encodes 265 amino acids.